CAGAGGUGUCCCUGUCCCUGCCACACUAACAGGGCCUCGGCGAUAAGAGCCACACUGCAGGCUGGUAAUUGCGGCUCUUGCACGGACCUCCAUACAGCUGAAAUAAUGGAAUAAUUGAACAUGGCACACCACGAUAAAGCACGCAGCCUGAGGGAGCCACUGAGUUGUAUGUUGAUUGGGGAUGGAGCUGUGGGCAAGACCAGCAUGAUUAUAAGCUACAUCUUCAAUGGAUAUCCCAGUGAAUACAGGCAAACGGCUUUUGAUGUAUUUACUGGCCUGGUUCAUGUGAAUGGAAUUCCAACUCGGAUCAAAUUAUUGGAUACUGCUGGGCAGGAGGAGUUUGACCACAUGCGCUCUCUCUGCUAUGCCCAUGUGGAUGUCUUCAUCCUCUGCUUCAGCAUUGUCAACCCAGUGUCCUUUGUCAACAUCACUUCCAAAUGGAUCCCACAGAUCCGGGCCUGCAAUCCCACGUCUCCCAUUAUCCUGGUUGGAACUCAGUCAGACCUUCGCCACAGUGCCAACACCCUAAUUCAUCUGGACCAGCUGAGAACCAAGCCAGUGCACUUCUCCCAGGCCCGGAGGCUGGCACACAGGAUCAGGGCUCAUGACUACGUGGAGUGUUCAGCACUGACACAGAAGAACCUCAAAGAUGUGUUUGACUGUGCUAUAUUCGCUGCCAUCAAGCACAGCACUGGCAAAGAAUCCAAAGAACUUAACCUGCUUGAUCGUAUAAAGACUUUUUAUAAUGGUGGGUGGAAGAAACUAUUUUGUUUCAUAUGACAAGGCAUCAGUGAGUUGUUUUGACUCACAUGGGCUUUCAUGAAAAUGCCUGUCAGUAUGGACUGUGCUCUAAAGAAACUGGGAUUAGAAUAAAUUAAAACCUGCACUGUCAUCCUGUCUUGACAUCAUGUGAGAAAUAUGACAAUCAUCAUCCGAAAGCUGCAGCAUGCAUGGUUGUCAGUGGCUACAGAUGCUAAUCUAUUUGGCUUUACUUUUUUUAAUGUUAGUUUUUGUUCAUGUCAGCUUGUUUUUGUGUAAAUUCAACCAAACAAAGCAAUAAUA
Messenger RNA from Myripristis murdjan (pinecone soldierfish), 1062 nucleotides. Its product is annotated as rho-related GTP-binding protein RhoV-like. Gene Ontology annotation, molecular function: GTPase activity; GTP binding. Gene Ontology annotation, biological process: small GTPase-mediated signal transduction. The record is from RefSeq and is a predicted model, not a curated record. The coding region runs from base 121 to 780 and encodes 219 amino acids. The transcript is spliced from 3 exons. Lineage: Eukaryota; Metazoa; Chordata; Actinopteri; Holocentriformes; Holocentridae.